CGUUGAGACAUGGUGGGGAGAAGAGGAAAUGGAUAAGACGAGAAGACGACGACGACAGCAAUUUACACUCUCUCUUUUUUUUCCCACAAGAAAGAAGAAGUCUUUGUGUUAAGUCGAAAUGUCGGCUAUGUGCGCACAACUUGGAGCAGGUCCUUCCAAUGCAACUUUGCAGCGAUGUUCUCAAGUGAUCAAAUUGGGCCGACGAGAAUGGAGAAAGCAGACAACCCAACCUUCCAUAGUGAGACUGAGACUGAGCUGCACGAUGUCAAACCAAGAAAAGAAGGGGGAGAGUCGACGUUUGUUCUCCAUCUCUAUCGUCUUCCUUCAUUUCAUCUCUUCUGCCCCGCAUCAUGUAAUGGCUGGCACCAUUUUAGACAAGUAUCUUAAGAGAAAAAAGCUUGACCCGCUAGAGACUUAUGUUCCUGCUGUUAUAUUGACUCAGAUCCAGAUUAAAGAAUUAGGGAAAUCUUUGGAAGCUAGUAAGCCUGAAUAUUCCACUUGUCGGAACGUACUACGUUCUGGUCCUGCAGCAUCUCUUCGUGUGAAUAUUCGUGCAGUAGCACAAUAUGCUUCUGAGUCUGGAAACACUAAAAAUGCUUUCAACAAUGUUGAGGAGUGCCUCAGAGCCUUGGAGGAACUCGACAACCUCUUUCUCCGCGCUUCGAGGAACGAUCGAGGAGCCUCAACAGAAUCAAUGAAAGUAAAUAUUAACAAAGCUGUUGAUGCUUUGGAAAGCCUUAUUCAAACUGUUCCUCCCGGCGUGCUGGAAAAAGGGAAGGCUAUAGCCGAUGCAUAUAUGUCCUCGGAUGAUGAAGAUACAUAUACAAAUACAAUGGCACCUGAAAAAAUGGACCCCGAGAUACAACAAUUGGAAUCUAUAUUGUCAUGAUCCUGUAAAACCUUCCAUCAUUCUAUAUAUCUAUGUAUGAACUUCUCGAUUGUGAUUCAAAACGUAGAGCCCGAGAUUCUAUCAUUCUGUUAACAGGAAAGAAACCACUAAAAAGAAUCAAACAAGACCUUAGUUGGAUUGUUUGGUUCCUAAUAAUAUAAAGUUUAUUAUUUAAUUUUUGGACAAUAAAAUGAUUGGAAUGUAAAGCUACCUGUUGACAAGAACACAUUUGACAAGCUCAUUUUGGUGUGCCAGAUUUCGUUUGUUGUCUUCA
This is a messenger RNA of Impatiens glandulifera, 1163 nucleotides long. RefSeq lists its product as uncharacterized. The transcript is spliced from 7 exons. Lineage: Eukaryota; Viridiplantae; Streptophyta; Magnoliopsida; Ericales; Balsaminaceae. The record is from RefSeq and is a predicted model, not a curated record. Bases 119 to 889 code for a protein of 256 amino acids.